Symbiodinium pilosum is the source of this 2067-nucleotide messenger RNA. The record is from the annotation of a GenBank genome assembly. NCBI's taxonomy places the organism in Eukaryota, Dinophyceae, Suessiales, Symbiodiniaceae.
AUGGAAUCUUUCUACUCUGCAGUGAACAACCGAGAUCUUGAGAGGGCGAUGGAGAUGGUUGCCGACGAUGCCCUCUAUGAAGAUUUUACAUUUCAGGAACCUUUCAAAGGGAGGGAGGGCGUCAGAGAGUUGUUGUCAGAUGCCAUGGAACUGCCAAAGGGCUUGGAUUUCGUCAUUGAUGAAACAGCCGGUGGGGAAGGCUGGGGUGGAGAUGAUUCCGUGGGGAUGACCUGGCACGUAGAGUUUGAUGGCGUGCCUUUGCCCAACAGCCGUGGGGCUUCGCUCUACAAGACGCAAGGUGGGAAGCUGGUCUAUGCUCGUGACAUCGUGGAAUCACCGCUGAAACUGGGAGGUGCGGCGCUGGGCAUCGUCGGCUUCAUUGCACCCAUCAUCAGGGCCUUGCAGCGUGGGUCGCUGGGCGACUUGGCACCAGCACUGGUGUUCGCUACAGCCGGGGCCUUGUAUUGGUAUAUCUUGCUCCUCUCGCCCCAGGGCCAGUUCUCAUUUCUGGGAGGCCCGCCAGCCUGGGCGAUAGAUGAGACAACGCUGAGGAAUGUUGUCGAUGAAUCAUUGAACUUUUUCUACAUCUGGCCCGGCCUGGAUAGCAUUGGUCUGCCAAGCCCCACCAGCCUCGGCAUUCCGCUGCCCAGUGUGGACCCACUUCGCCUGGCUUUGUUCAACCUUGCCGAAGCUUAUGCUUUCAUGCUGCUGCCCCUCCUCCUGUGGGACCGGCCAAAACGACAAGAUGUUUACAACUGGUGGGCGCCUGCCAUGUUUCUGACCAACGCGAUUCUGCUCCCAUACUUCACAGUGCGUGCUAUUGCCGGACCAUCGCCCGUCUCCAAGGCUAAGCCCAGUUGGGCUCCUCUUGUGGGCCUCAGUGCCCUGCUGGUGGCCUUUGUGGCGCUUUCGCAAUCCUGGGGGUUGUGGGGCAACUUCUUGCCUUUGGUGUUGGGAGACCGCGUCGCCUUUGCUUUUGCAGUGGACUGUUCACUUUUCGCUGUGUUGCAAGCGUAUGUGUUUGCGGAGACCGCCGGUCCGUCCUGGCGCUUUGUGCCAUGGACGCACAUUUCCGUCUCAGAGUCCUCAGAUGCCCAGAGCUGGGUGAAUGUUAGAAAGCCGUUGCUCAACCGCUUGCCACCAGGAGAGGCUCCAGCUGCGGAUCGGGUUGACGUGAUUGACAUGAAGAAGCAGGCGAUUUGUAGCUGGCGGUGUGAAGUCACUCAGUACACCAUCCGCGAAAAGUUGGAGGAGUCGAAAUCCCUGCUGCAGAAGCCUUCGACCCCUGACCCAUUCGCAGAUGAAGUCAGGUGUGGAUCUGUCCUCCGAAGAAUUGCGCUGAAGCAGCUGGACAAACCAUACAAGCCUGCACUGGAUCAGGCAGAAGCAGACGCGGAAAACCCCAAGCCCAAGCGCCAGCAGAUGGGAGAAGCCAUCGGAAGUGCUCUGGUCACCCUGGGACUGCGGAACAGCACCGCAAGGGUCGAUCGAGGCACAGACGACAUGGAGCUGUACGUGCGUUUCCAGGUAGUCUCUCGUUGGAAAGGUCUGGCCCGUGGGAGCCGCAGCCCACCUUCAGUGCCUAUGCAAGCACCGUCGCCCGUCAGGUGCAUUGCGACUUUGGCGAAUUCAAUUGUUGCCGGCUACGAGGAUGGCAAUGUCUUCGUCUGGGAUGCGUCCGGGCAAUCCAGUCCUCUGCAUCAGUUUCAGGCGCAUGCCGUUCCUGUCACUGCCAUUGCCGUCCUGCCACCACUGGGCUGUGUCGUCACUGCGGGUGAGGUUCGCAAUGGCCUGGAGGCUUUCUCUGAAUCUCGGAUCCGUCUGUGGAGCACUGUGACACUCGAAUUGCGUCAGUCAGUGUCGUUGAACGGAUCUGUGGCACGAGUAUUGCGUCCUUUGGUGUUGGGUGCCGCAAUCGAAGACAUCAUGCAGGCGGCGGAGGCAGCAGGUCGCUCCAUCGAGAAGAGGGAAAAGGUGGUCCCUCCAUGCCUGGCAGUUGGCACUGACUCAAGGCAGUUGAAACAGGUGCGGCUGAUGCGCGUCAGCCUGGAUAUGGCCAAGAAGUGA